Messenger RNA from Strigops habroptila (Kakapo), 393 nucleotides. RefSeq names its product C-C motif chemokine 19-like. The transcript has 4 exons. Gene Ontology annotation, cellular component: extracellular region. The coding region runs from base 28 to 393 and encodes 121 amino acids. NCBI's taxonomy places the organism in Eukaryota, Metazoa, Chordata, Aves, Psittaciformes, Psittacidae. Gene Ontology annotation, molecular function: CCR chemokine receptor binding; chemokine activity. Gene Ontology annotation, biological process: cellular response to tumor necrosis factor; monocyte chemotaxis; neutrophil chemotaxis. The record is from RefSeq and is a predicted model, not a curated record.
CCAUCCUCUGCCACACUCAGCAGCAAAAUGCAGAAGCUGCAGCUUCUCUGCCUCAGUCUCCUGAUGCUGGGAUGUAUCCUGGAUGUGCACGGUGGGAACAACGUCCUCGACUGCUGCCUGCGGACAAAGGACACUCUCAUCCCACGUCGGAUAGUGCAGGAUUACUGGCUCCAGCUUGUGCAGGAUGGCUGCGAUAUCCCGGCUGCCGUGUUCAUCACCACAAAGGGCAAGCGCCUCUGUGCACCCCCACAAGCCCCAUGGGUGCUUCGUCUCCAACAGAAGCUGGAUGCCAGCUUUGCCAGGAAGCCAGCCAUGGAUGCCUCCCUGAGCGUGGAUUCACAGCCCGAGCUCUUGGAGUGGCCUGUGGAUGAGCUGGUGCUCAGCAUAACAUGA